This is a messenger RNA of Diachasma alloeum, 5310 nucleotides long. RefSeq names its product neurogenic locus notch homolog protein 1. Gene Ontology annotation, molecular function: serine-type endopeptidase inhibitor activity. The transcript has 6 exons. Gene Ontology annotation, cellular component: basement membrane; extracellular region. Gene Ontology annotation, biological process: cell-matrix adhesion. The record is from RefSeq and is a predicted model, not a curated record. Bases 133 to 4170 code for a protein of 1345 amino acids. NCBI's taxonomy places the organism in Eukaryota, Metazoa, Arthropoda, Insecta, Hymenoptera, Braconidae.
GGAUAUUUGAGUUUUGAGGCUGUGUAUUGGAUAUUGAUAGGAGCAUUGUGGAGCUUUCAUGCUUUUGGAUGACAGCAGAGUGAAGGAGUUGAUAAUCCAAGGAGAAUAAACUUCCAAUUGCAUGAACUGAGGAUGCGAGACGAUUCACGUCUACAUGUUCGUGAUGGUGUACCACGGACAAUGCUGGUUGCCAUUGUGCCAUUUAUUCUGGUACUCUCAUCGAUCCAAGCUGAGUCAAUAUUGAGGGCCCCAGGAAGAUGUCCAGUCCUGACCGAGCUCAGUUCGUGUCCAGCCCGUGCGCCUCCAUGCUCCAGUGACUUUGAGUGCUCCAGUCCAUCCGAGAGAUGCUGCGAGACAGUUUGCGGUCUCAGAUGUGUCCUGGGGGAACUCACGGGCUGCGAGCAAUUGGCCAUCGCUGCUGGCCGACGUUCCCAAACAAUUGUGGAUCACGGAGCUGGACAAUUCGUUCCGCAGUGCAACAAUAUCACUGGCGAAUUCGAAAGGAUCCAGUGUGAGGCGAAUGAGAAAAAUUGCUGGUGUGUCGAUGAGUUUGGCAGCGAAGUCUCUGGCACAAGAGCACCCGCCAGGGAUUUCGUUGACUGUGAAAAUCCAAGAAGCUGUCAGGCGCAUUCUUGUCGUAUGUUGUGUCCUCUGGGAUUCGAGAUUGACGCAAUAAGUGGCUGUCUAAAAUGCGAAUGCCGAGAUCCCUGCAAGCAAGUGACAUGUCCGGGCUCUGGUCAGACCUGUGAGCUUGUAGACGCACCCUGUGCACGCCCUCCGUGUCCCCCAAUUCCCAGUUGUCGAAAAGCAAAAUUCCUGGCCACAAUUUGUCCCGCGGGUGAGCCCCUCCAAAUAACCGACUCACCGCGUCCCUUCCUCUGCGGAGAUACCCCAGGAAAACCAAAUUGUCCGCCUCUCUACCGUUGUUUGGUUCAGCCAAAUGCUGAAUAUGGAGUUUGCUGUCCCUCGAGCCUUCGCCUGCAGCGUCCAGGGACUUGUCCAACUAUCGAGGAGCCAGCGGACUGUGGAGCCUCUUGCGAACACGAUUUAGAUUGUCCAGGGCCACAGAAGUGUUGCUCCAGUGAUCAUUGCGGGGGGAGAGUUUGUGCUUUUGCAACUGGAUUGAGCUCGUGCCGGAAGAAUCGAAUGUCUGCUGAACUCUUGAGCAUUUCUGAGAAAGAGGGACGGGGGUAUAUACCCCAAUGCACCGACAACGGGGGCUACAAUCCCCUCCAGUGCUCCAGGAAUGGUCUAGUCUGCUGGUGUGUUGAUACCGAUGGGAGGAAGAUCUCUGGGACAAUGGGACCUGCAGAGAAUGUCACCUGCGAAGAAGCUAAACCGAGAGCUAGGGCUCUUGAUGCGUCUUGUCCACUGCAACAGUGCGCCCAGGUCUGCCAGUAUGGGUUCAAGGUCGAUGAGAGGGGGUGCUCCACGUGCGAGUGCGAUGAUCCGUGCCAGGGGUACAACUGCCCGGAGGACCAGGAAUGCACCCUCUCCCGGGAGACCGGCUGCCCAGACUUUCUGUGCCUGACUCGACCAAUCUGUCGCCCAAACAAAACCUACAAGAACCCCUGCACCGUCGGGGGUCCCCUGUCCGACGAGAACGGCACCGUAAUCUUCUGUUCCCAGAACUCCACCUGCCCGCAGGACCACUCCUGCACACCUAUCCCAGACUCUCCCUCUUCAGUCUGCUGCGCCCACCACAACCUCACGAAGCCCCGUCGCUCGCCCACAAUGUGCGAAUAUCUCAGAAAUUUCACCAAUCGCAUGGAGGGAACUCGCGCCGGGAUGACCCUCGCCCUCCCCCCACCCGAGUGCCUCCCGAACGGAGCCUACAGCCCCCUCCAGUGCUCCAACUCCACCUGCAACUGCGUCAACACUCAAGGAGUUCCAAUCCUUAGAAACAUAAACCCGCAAAUUCAAAAUUGCUCGGAGAUACGCGCCAUAAUUUCCGAAACAUGCGGGGAAUUCCCGAAUUGUACCUUGAAGUGUCUCUACGGUUUCGAGGUUAACACGACCGGUUGCGCCGAGUGCAGAUGCCGUGACCCGUGUUCAGACAUCAACUGUCCCUCUCGGGAGGUCUGCACGAUGGUGGACGUGAACUGCGGUGAGGGUCACAAAUGCCCGCAGGUUCCUGCCUGCCUUCCGUCCACAAAAUUAGGCCAAUGUCCUUACUUGGUUCCGAGCUCAUCGAGCUGUGAGGUCCACUGCAGCACGGAUCAGGAGUGCUCAGACUCCCAGAAAUGUUGUUCCACAGGAUGUGGCACCCAGUGCGUAACUCCAGUGGUGGCAACAGGAUGUCAGCACGCUCGGGCGCUCGCUGAGCACGCAGCUAGGGAGUCGGGCGAGCCCGCCCGGAGACUCUACAUCCCCAAGUGCGACGACAAGGGUAGAUUCGAGCCCGUUCAGUGUCACCUGGACACCUGUUGGUGCAUCGACGAGGAAGGGAGGGAGGCAGCUGGUACCAGGGUGCCAAAUGGCCUGCGACCGACCUGCAGCACUCCCGUGGUCUGCCCGGACAUCAAUUGCGAGCUGAACUGCACCGACGGGUUUGACCUGGAUCUAUCGGGCUGCCCCACGUGCAGCUGCAGGGACCCUUGCAAGUCCGUGAACUGCAGAGGUCCGAAUGAAGCCUGCAGGAUGGUGGAAGUCGCCUGUAGCGCUCCACCCUGCCCUCCUGUCCCUGUCUGUCUACCCAAGAAGGACAACCCGUGCCCCAAUGGAGCCCCCCUCAUCAGUCAGGAUGGCACUCCGGCGAUCUGUGGACCCCACGGUCACCACUGCCCCUCGACUCACAAGUGUGAGCUGUCUCCACUCGACGAGUACGCCGUCUGCUGUCCCAAACCUCGUGACGUCUGCUUCGAGCCGCCCAAAUUCAUCGACUGCGCUGGCCAGUCAAGCCCAUCCUUCAACGAGACGGAGCGCUGGUACUUUGAUCCCGAGAAAAAUGAGUGCAGAUCCAAAUCUGGAUGUUCGAUCGGACAUAAUGACUUUUCGAGCAAGCUUGUCUGUGACGAUGUUUGCCCUGUUUUGACUGCCUGUGAGCUACAGAGGGAGAGGAACCUCAAGAACUCUCAACGGAGCAAGCAGCCAUCAUUCCUACCUAGAUGCAAUCCUGAUACUGGCGCGUGGGAGCCCGUUCAGUGUCUUGAGCACGUGGGAGUCUGUUGGUGCGUCGACAAGAAAGGGAUUGCGCUCAAGGGAUCUUUAGUCCGGGCGAAAGAGCCUAAAUGCAACUUCAGACAAGCCAGGAAGGGUCGAGGACCUUUCGAGGCUUCGGAGACGAUCGAACUUGACAGCUGGAUAGAUCCUGAGUUCAAGGUCUACAUGAAUAACGUGGAGACUGCUAUCAGAAGCAUCUUUACAACUAGGUGUGAAGCCAUGAGGGAACGGGGUCAUGUGCCGACGACUUGCGAUCAGGACGGGCAGUUCGAGCCGACCCAGUGUGCAGGCGGUACUUGCUGGUGUGUUGAUGAAGCUGGAAAUCAAGUUGUUGAUUCGGAGCCGUUUUACAAGGACUCGAGAGUCUGUGAUGUGACUCCUGUGGAAGCUGUUGAAGUCACUUUAAGGUUCCCCGGGCAUUUCGUCAGCGACGACAGUAAUCAAUUCACUCUCGCCAUCAGGGAUCUCCUCAGGGACCUCGGGGCUGUUGUCAAGGAUGGCAUCGCCAUUGAGCUUGAUCUUGACUCUGCCAUCAUUGGAUUCGAGAUCACUGGGAAGAACAAAGUGGAUGUGGCUUUCCAUCUUGAGGAGCUUACGAGGAACAGGAGCCUUGCGGUUCUGGGGACCACUGCCGAUGCCACUACUUCUAGGUUUAUUCAUAGACCACUGGCGCUUCAUCAGGAGAAUAAUGUGAUGGCACUGAGGCAGAAGGACGCGGUCAGCGAAGCGGAAAUGGCGGUAUUCAGGACUACUACCGUGGUUCUUGCCGUCGCCGGCACUUUUAUUGUCGGGAGUCUUGCUGCAUUGAUUGGAAUCUAUCGGAAUAAGAUGAAAACAAGAUACUGCACCCCACAAUCAUCUCCCAACCACGAAGAAUCAUUAGCGAAUACUGAGAAACCUGUCUACAUAAUCUCCAGUCUAGAGAAAGAGAAGAACUCUCUUGAUUCCAGUAGACAAAUAGAGGAGAACAUUCAGAGCAUCCAAAUUAAGCAGAUCACCGAUGCUUAAGGAAUUCAUAUCAUGUUUUUUAUUUCGUCUCUCUUUUGUAUAAGAAAAUGACUCGUCAAGUAUUUAAUAACGCUUUCGUACUCGAAUCAUUAUUUAUUGACACUCGAUGUAGGUGAGUAUGUGUGCGUGUGUGUAAGUUUAUUGAUUAAUUCUGUAGGGAAAUGGCGAAACGUUAUGAGUGUAUCAAAUUCUAUUGAAACGCGCGAAAAAAUUUCGUAAAAAAAACAGCGCAAUCGCUAGAAAAUUCUAUUGAAAAUUCUAGUUUUUCGCCGAUUCUAUUGAAAACUUCAGCUUCUACCCGCGUGUUUUUUCACAUCAUGAAACAUCAAAUUAUUUCUACGUUUCAACGUUUCGUAUCCGAAAGAAUUUAUUAAAAAACUUAGAGAUUUCGCUAGAAAGUUCAAUAGAAAUCCAACAGAAUUGUCCAGCGAAUUCAGUCGAUUUUUCUAUUAAAUUUUUUUAUACGUGAAAUGCACUAAAUUUUUGUUUGCGCGUGUUUACUUCAUGCAACAUCAACUUAUCCUGACGUUUAACCAUUUUUCUAGCGGUUUAAUCAUUUCAUCAUUUCGACAAGUUAAAUGAGGAGGUGAACGCAGUAAUGGACAUUGCUUCCUCAUUUUCCUCGGUUACGAACCCAUUCAUUCAUCCCUAAUGAUUUAUUAUUAGUUAAGAUUUACUCAACUAAUUACCCGGAUUAAUAUAUCAUCCAGACAAUUGGAUUUGAAAUGAGUAUGACGAAUUGAAAGUCAAAUGUGAUAAUUCAGUCAGUUAAAUCCGAGGUAAUACCGAACAAUCGUUAUCCCUUUGAUUCAAGUAUUUAUUUAUUUAUAUUUGUAGAUUUUUUUUCUCUUUGUACUUUUUAUUCACAUGUUUGACAGGCUUUUGAAGCGCGUGGGGCGGAGAAUAACUUCUUCAGCUUCCGGUGCUGUCAAAAAUCUGUCGAAUGUCAUUUUGUAGACGCGUAUCGUGUACCCACAAAUAUAAAAACAAAGUGAUAAGAAUUAAUUAAGUGACAAACACUUUCGUAGGAAAAUUCUUUUACUCUUGAACACAAACCAUUGUUAAACAACUGUAGUGUUAAUUAUUUAUUUCACCAAUACUGUGACGAACCUGUAAUAAACGUAAUUAAUUAAUUAGAUA